AGAUUAUUGUUUAUAGUGUUCUCACAAGAUUGUGGUCUAAGGAUUUGAAAUUGUAAGAAUUGCAUUUGCACUUGAAUAACAAUACGUAUAGGCUCGUUCUUUGACGUGAGUCAAAUCGGAGUUUAAUUAAUGUAAAAAGCGUGACGUGUGGAGAAACUGAGAAUCUUGCUGGCACAGUGUGUCUGUGUGUGGUGUCGAGAAGGGGACGACAUCGCAGCUACGCCGGGCCGGAAUGCAGCAGCCCCUUUGCGCCUCGCAGCCACCGUAGACGAAGAACGCCCUCCUCGCCCCAAAGAGCUUCCCUUCUUCCAGCCGCGCGCUCUGGACACCGGCACACUCGCUUUCACGAUGGCCGAGGGAGGCGGACCUGACUCGGGCUGCUCGGCGGACUCUGACUCGGAGAUUCCAGCCACAUCCACGGAAAACCAAAAACAGAUUAUCGGCUCACUCCUGAAGACCACGCUGAGAAAGGGCGACGAAUGGUAUCUAGUGGACAGUCGCUGGUUCAAACAGUGGAAGAAAUAUGUAGGCUUCGACAACUGGGACAUGUACAAUGUUGGAGAACGUAGCCUCUAUCCAGGACCUAUUGAUAACUCGGGGCUGUUCGCCGACCAGGACAAACAGGUCCUGAAAGACCAUCUUAUAGAUGAGCUGGACUAUGUCCUUGUACCCAUUGAGGCGUGGAAUAAGCUCGUCAGCUGGUACAGCUGCCUGGGUGUCCAAAGACCCAUUGUCAGGAAGGUUGUUGAACAUGGCAUGUUUGUCAAACACUGCAAGGUGGAGGUCUACUUGCUGGAGCUGAACCUUUGUGAGAAUGAUAACAUGGACAAUGUGGUCACUCGCCACUUCAGUAAAGCUGACACUAUUGAUACCAUAGAGAAAGAGAUGAGGACACUAUUCAAUAUUCCACAAGAAAAGGAAACAAGGCUCUGGAACAAAUAUAUGAGCAACACCUAUGAACAGCUGAACAAGCCUGAUAGCACAGUACAGGAUGCUGGCCUCUUCCAGGGGCAGGUGCUUGUGAUUGAGCGGAGGAAUGAAGAUGGAACGUGGCCCAGACAAGCCUCUCAUCCCAAAUCCAGUACAACCCCAUCAAGGACUUUCACCACCUCCCAAAAACUGUCCUCCAACUCGUCAGCUAGUAUCUCCCCUACAAUCAUCAAUGGAAACAGCAGCUGUGGGGCUGGUUACACGCUCAACAACAGCGCCACGGCUGGCAGCAAGCAUGAACUGGGGGGUUAUAAUUCCUACAGCUCCUCCUACAACUAUAGAGAGUCCCAGUCCCAGCCUGGUUUGUGUGGUCUGAGUAAUCUAGGCAACACGUGCUUCAUGAACUCUGCUCUCCAGUGCCUGAGCAACGCGUCGCCGCUCACCGAAUAUUUUCUCAACGACCAGUACGAGGCCGAGAUUAACCGAGGCAAUCCACUGGGAAUGCGAGGCGAGAUUGCGGAGGCCUACGCUGAUCUAGUGAAGCAGAUGUGGCUCAGCCACAGCAGCUCUGUGGCCCCACGCACCUUUAAAACACAGGUUGGGCGCUUUGCUCCCCAGUUUUCAGGCUAUCAGCAGCAGGAUUCCCAAGAGCUGUUGGCCUUCUUACUUGACGGGCUUCACGAAGAUCUGAACCGUGUAAAGAAGAAACCUUAUCUGGCCCAAAGGGAUGCUGAGGGCCGUCCCGAUGAGAUUGUCGCCACGGAAGCCUGGAAAAACCAUCGCUUACGCAAUGACUCUAUAAUCGUCGACAUCUUUCAUGGCCUCUUCAAAUCCACUCUGGUGUGUCCGGAGUGCUCCAAGGUGUCUGUGACCUUUGACCCCUUCUGCUACCUCACUCUGCCUCUGCCCAUGAAGAUUGACCGAAAUAUGGAGGUUGUCCUUGUGCGAUCAGAUCCACAGUCUAGACCCACAAAGUAUCGAGUUGUGGUUCACAAACUGGGCACGGUGAUGGAGUUGUGCAGCGCCUUGUCCAGACUCUGUGGAAUUCCUCCAGAAAAUAUGGUGGUGGCCGAUGUUUAUAAUCAUAGGUUCCAUAAAAUUUACAGAAGGGACGAUGGACUCAAUCAAAUUGUGGAUAAAGAUGACAUCUUUGUGUAUGCGGUGCAGGAGGAAGACAGCGAGACGAUGAACCUUCCAGUCUAUUUCAGGGAGCGACAUUCAAAACACGCUGGAAGCUCCUCCAGCACUAUGCUGUUUGGCCAGCCUUUACUCAUCACUGUGCCUCGGCAAAACCUCAUAGCAGACGUUCUUUAUGAUAAGAUCCUUCAGAGGAUUGGGCGCUAUGUAAAACACCCACAGAGCGUGGGGAGUGAAAGCAGAGCCUCGGCUUCAGCCACCUUUGCCAGCUACAGUCAAGUUCCUGAAUGUUCCACGUCAUCCAGUGCCAAUGCCAGUCUUGGUGGCUGCAGCAGUCCCCUGUCGGACGGAGCCUCCUGCAGUGCCACCUCCAGUAACGGCAGCAACCACUCAGGGACUUGCACUGAAACCAACGGCAUAUAUGAUGGGGAGGAGGAGGAGGCCAUGGACCACCAGGUGACUCCAGAGCCACAGAACGGCCAGUCCGAAGAGGAGGAAGAGGAGACGUCUGAUUUGGAAAACGGGACAAAAGAGGGCGAAACCAAGGCCAGCUCCCUACCGGCCAAGCUCUUUACCUUCAGCGUUGUGAACUCUUAUGGGACAGCCAACAUCAGCCCUCUGCCUUGUGACGGAAACGUGCUCAAACUUAAUCCGCAUUCCACUGUGGCUAUUGACUGGGACUCUGACUCCAAGAUGAUGUGUUAUGAUGAACAGGAAGCAGAGGCAUAUGAGAAGCACGAGAGCAUGCUCCAGCCCCAGAAAAAGAAAGCCACUGUGGCUCUGAGAGAAUGCAUUGAGCUCUUCACAACCAUGGAGACGCUUGGCGCUCAUGAUCCAUGGUAUUGUCCCACGUGCAAGAAACACCAGCGGGCCACUAAAAAGUUUGACCUCUGGUCAUUGCCUCGUAUCCUGGUUGUUCACCUGAAGCGCUUCUCUUACAACAGAUGCUGGAGGGACAAACUGGACACAGUGGUAGAUUUUCCUAUCAGGGAUCUAAACAUGUCAGAGUUUUUAUGUGACCCCAAGGCCGGGCCACACACGUAUGACCUCGUUGCUGUGUCCAACCAUUAUGGAGGAAUGGGAGGAGGUCACUACACGGCUUACGGCAAAAAUAAGGUGGACGGAAAAUGGUAUUAUUUUGACGACAGCAGUGUGUCGUCGUCGUCGGAGGACCAGAUUGUGACUAAAGCGGCCUACGUGCUGUUCUAUCAGCGUAGGGAAGAGGAAGGCCUCACCAAAACGCAGCCCUCCGCCUCGCUUGGAGGAGACCCCGACGCUGCUGACGACCACAUGGAAUUAAACUGAAUUCAUGAUGGCAAGCAGACACGCAGACGCUGCUUAAUUAACAAAGACUAUCAAAGUUAUCCCCACCAGAACAAUACCCACUUUGAUUUACGUCUACAUUGUCAACCGACCUGAGAGAACAAUAAGUAAAGCUAGUUAAUUAAGAGGAGAAACAUGGUUGCUCUGGAUGAACAAAAGCUUGUUGCGCUCCACAAAGCAGUAAGAAUAUCUUCUAAAAGCCAAAUCCGAAGCUCGUCUCAACCAAAGUGUUCCGAGGUAUGUAUGAAAGUCAGUUUCGAUGAGCGUGCUGUAAGAUUUCAACUCCACUUUUUACGGACAUUACUUAAGCCAAAACGAGCCGCUUGUCCCCCACACACACAACUUCAGUGAGUUGUGAUCACGCUACAAAAAGCGGCCUUUAGGAUGCAGCUACUGACUUAUAAGGAAGCACUUUGACUUCUUCGUGAAUACAACAUCUACCUGCUUCUGGUGUAUGAGCCUGGGCAUACAUCAUACAUUUGCUGACCUGUUUUUGCAAAUGGCUUGUGAUAAAACCUGUACAUGAAUGCAGCUCUGUAUUGAAAUGGCUACAUUGUUUGUUAUCUUUAAAGCACAUCGAGUUAGGAGACAUAAAAUAGUGCUUUAUUCAAGAAGAUUGAUCCUCCUGGUCAGUCUGUAUAUCACCAGAUGGAGGCAGGGCUUGCAGCAUCCAGUCAAUGAUCUUACUCCACUGUCCUAGACUGAAUAGAUACCCGUUAUAUCCUACUAGUCUCUAUAAUAAACAAUCUCAUUAAGCACAGCUAGUGGAUGUUGGAUUGUUCUGCUGAUUAUAAAGCAAUUAAGGUUUUAGUAGUGGCGGUUAAAUGGCUGGUCGCCAUCAUGUAAAUUGUCUUUUACUGGGCAAACACCACUGCUAUCCAUACGCCACUGACAUGUCAUAUAUGUAAUGGUAAUUUAACAGCUAAAACGCAGUGAUUUUGGUUUUGGGUGACCGAAUCCAAAAGGAUCCAGCAUAACUAAAGAGAUGUAAAUAAUCACACUAUUUUAAAUAGGUGUAAACAUUCUUGUUCUCGUAUUUAUCAUGCUGAUAUCUACAGGAUUUGUUUUUAAAUGGAAACUCUUUGAAGUCAAACUACAAUAAAGACUGGAUGCCUCAAUGAUAUGUUUUUUUGGAAUCAAUGUGCUCCCCAAAAAUUGACACCCAAAAGUGACAGCUCAGUGAGCGUAAGGAUUAAGUCCAAAAGUGUUAUGCCUUUUCUUUAGCAUUUUUGUCAUGCCACCACAGAAGGUAUACAAUGAGGUGCAAAUGUGUAAUAAUUGAACCACAAACUGCAACAAAGCAAAGGGUCGAACUGCUCACUCAGUACAAUAUGAGCAAUGUUGUUAUCAAUUACGUUACGUUCACAAGCAGAUGUUAAAUGCAAAUAGCAUUGCUAUGAAAACACCUCCAUUUUCUGUCUUCAUAAUUUGUAUGUCAAAGGGUGAAUUUUCUUUUCUUUUAUGUUAACUUGAGUGGGCUAACUUGUGGUCAUGGGUCACAGAUUUUUCAGAUGUCAAGUUAAGAUGUAUAUGUUAAAAUAGGUACUCUAAUAUGAUAAAAUAAGUCAUUUUGUGUUAAAUUACCCAUAAUUUAAUAAAAAUAUGGAUAUAAAAUACAAUUUAUAUAUAAUUGUUUUGUUAAUUUACAUUAAAUCUACCAAUUAUUUCAGAAAAAUAAAUACAAAUACUACAUUUUUAAUCAACCAAUUUUAGAAAAAAAUCACGAAUGUUCAAAUGUUAAUUAAAAUGUCUGUUCUGUUAGUAAAGGUUUUUAUGAUAGAACCUGGUAACUUUCUUGUGGGAACAUUUGUUUUGAAAUUUGAACUUAGUCAGCUGGCGUCACAAAACAGAUUUUGUUCAACUGUGGUGAUUCACUGUACUCUCAUAAUAACAGCACUAUGUGGUUUAUGUUCCAGUGGUUGUGAAAUGUUGCAAAUGCAGUUUCAUUCAAAGAUGGUGCAAUCUACAAUUGUAGGUCUUGUGAAAUUGACUAAAAAGGAACUGUAAAUGAUUGUAUGAGCUGAUCUUAAUUUUAGGAGUUAGACAAGGGCGUGAAGGAAGAAACCAAUUUAUUUGUUCUUUUGAACUACAGCUGUGCUUUACAUGUAUUUAAUGUAGCUGAAGUGUUCCGUUUCUUUACAGUGCAUCAGUUAACCUCCUCACAAUUGGCUUGGUUUCAGAGGUCGCCUUCAUCGAGUAAAAGAGCAGAAAACAGCAUACAUGUCGACAAAAAAGCACAGGUGGUCCUGACAGCUUUUCUUUUGUUAGUUUGCUUGGCUCAAGAGCUUCUUGAUGUCUCCCUCGAUGUCACUUGUGAGGAACCUGCGGCUGUAGCGCUUGAAGGGCACGCCGUCCGACCCGAUGAGGAACUUCUCAAAGUUCCAGGACACGUCAUUCCUGCACACAGGGCUCCAGAUGAUACAAUUGGGGUCGCCCAUGAGGGAGGUGGGGUCGUCGCUGGGGAACGGGAGACUCUCCCGCAGGAACGCAAAUAGUGGGUGGGCAUCCUUCCCAUUCACGUCCACCUUCUCCAGGAGCUGGAACUUGGGCUCAAAGCCAUUCCCAGGUCGGACGUACUUCAAUGCCGAGAGGAUUUCCUCAUUCUUGCUGUUCUCCUGCGAAAAACGAUCACGCUGGCACAUUACGAGGGCAAGAUCAUCAAUAUUUCCGUAUACAGUAUCUACUUUUUGGUGACAUUUUUCUGAGCCCCUGUUUAUAUAUGUCUUGCUUAAACCUUUAAUUCAAGUAUGCAACAACAAAAAUCUGGUUAGGUUACUUUCUGGGAAGAGUGUGUUGAGCUUCCUCCUAUUCGACUAACAGCAAGUACCAAACAAGGAUAAUCUAGCAAUGAUUUACCCACAGUGUCACUGGUCACGGCAGCUUAAGCAUUAACUACUAAAUAACAAUGGCUAUUUUGUUUUGAGCUUUGGAAAGCAAAUAUACAUUGUCGUACAAUUUCUUCAUUCCAACAUGUUUGCAUUGAUUCCUAACCAGAGGGAGAUCGUCAGAGGUGCUGAGGGAAAUUAGCCAGUUUCACUUAAUGUGUGUAAAAAUUAAUUACAGAUAUUUUUUUUUCUUUGCCAAUGACAUAGUGACUGGGAAAACAACUGAAUGCUCUUCCAUUUGAUGGCCAAAGGUACAAUUAACCUGUGUACCCACCAAUUACCAUUCAUACAACAGGAUAAACCAUGGCUUUCUGCUAGUAUUUCAGCUUUGUAGUCACUUAAACAGGCCCCGAUUUCUUUUGAGAAGAGGAAUAUUUCAGUAUUCUUUUUGUGACAUUUUGUUUGGUGGUGUGCCAUGAGAUUUUUCCAAUAGGUGCCUUGGUUCAAUAAAGGUUGGGAAACACUG
Molecule: messenger RNA, 6741 nt
Organism: Phycodurus eques (leafy seadragon)
Lineage: Eukaryota; Metazoa; Chordata; Actinopteri; Syngnathiformes; Syngnathidae
Gene: usp4
Product: ubiquitin specific peptidase 4 (proto-oncogene)
Exons: 22
Coding region: 349-3372 (1007 amino acids)
Biological process (GO): protein deubiquitination
Molecular function (GO): cysteine-type deubiquitinase activity
Source: RefSeq, a predicted model, not a curated record